Molecule: messenger RNA, 3142 nt
Organism: Cheilinus undulatus (humphead wrasse)
Lineage: Eukaryota; Metazoa; Chordata; Actinopteri; Labriformes; Labridae
Gene: ptger4a
Product: prostaglandin E receptor 4 (subtype EP4) a
Exons: 2
Coding region: 258-1610 (450 amino acids)
Biological process (GO): negative regulation of inflammatory response; positive regulation of cytosolic calcium ion concentration; inflammatory response
Cellular component (GO): plasma membrane
Molecular function (GO): prostaglandin E receptor activity
Source: RefSeq, a predicted model, not a curated record
CAUGCUUUUCCCUCCCUGUCUGGUCAGAGAAACCUGCUUCUGUCUUGCACAGCCAGAUGAGGAUUUAUUAGUGACACAUUACUGCAGUAGCCAACAGGAUGCUCUCAUCAGGGUUGAUUUUUGAAAGUUCUUGGCCUAUUUUUUUCUGGUUUUGGCAAUGCUGUCCAGCCGCCUUUUAAGUGUGAAUAAGCAUCCAACUUUAGACUGGAGCAACUGGCGUUAAAGUUUGUUUUUAUUGACUCGUCUUUAAGGACACAAUGAAUAAUCAGUCGAUGACAGGGAGGACCAUGGUCCCCACCAUUCCGUCUGUUAUGUUCAUUUUUGGUGUAGUUGGGAACGUCAUCGCUAUCGUGGUUCUUUGUAAAUCUCGCAAAGAACAGAAAGAAACCACGUUUUACACGCUGGUGUGUGGGCUAGCUAUCACUGACCUGCUCGGCACUCUGCUAGCCAGUCCGGUCACCAUUGCCAUUUACGUGAAAGGAUCCUGGCCCGGAGAGGACCCACUGUGCCAAUACUUUGGAUUCUGCAUGCUCUUCUUCUCCCUGGCGGGGCUCAGUAUCAUCUGUGCCAUGUCUGUGGAGAGAUACAUCGCCAUAAACCAUGCCUACUUCUACAAUGACUAUGUGGACCAGAAGCUGGCGGGUCUGACUCUCCUGGCGAUCUACAUUUCCAAUGCGCUCUUCUGCGCACUGCCCAUCGUCGGCUUUGGGCAGGUGAAGAAACAAUACCCUCAAACUUGGUGUUUCUUAGAGUGGAGGAGCAACAAGACCAGCGACGCAGCUUACUCUUACAUGUAUGCGGGUUUCAGCUCUCUUUUAACUCUCGUGACUGUUAUCUGUAACGUGCUGGUGUGCGGGGCUUUGAUCAGGAUGCACCGGCGUUUUGUGCGCAGAACGUCGCUGGGAACUGAUAUGGCGCGCAACGUGGACCCGCGGAGGAGAGGACGAAGCUUCGGGCAUCUAGCUGGUGCAGAAAUUCAGAUGGUGAUUUUACUGAUAGGAACGUCAGCAGUGGUGCUUAUCUGCUCCAUACCACUUGUUGCUCGUGUGUUUUUAAACCAGCUGUAUAAGUUUCCAGUGGAGCUGAGGUUAGACAAAAAUCCUGAUCUUCAAGCAAUACGCUUCGCCUCCUUCAACCCAAUCCUUGACCCCUGGAUCUACAUCCUGCUCCGCAAGGCUGUCCUCCUCAAGCUCAUUGAAAAAAUCAAGUGCUUAUUUUGCAAGAUAGGAGCACAAAGGCAACAGAGACAGGGAAACUGCCACUGCAUAGAUGCUCAUCAGCUCUCCUCGGUCAUCUCAAACCGGGACUCACACUCUCUUGUUUCCAACGACCUGCGAGAUGUCAGCAGCUCCUCCCAGACUUUCCUCUACCUGCCUGAGGGAGGCGGGAUGUACGCUGGAGGCUGUCAGACAGCAAACAGACUCUCUGGUUCUAGACCUUCAUCAGUCAGAAACUCUCAAGCUUCUCAUUCGUCUGAGCAGGGGACUGCUGAGGCUGGAAAUGGAAAAAGGACAAAUGAAAUCAGGGACGGGUCAGCCUUACAGUGCCCAAAGGAUUCAGCACUUCAAAUGUCAUUGAGAACAGAGACAGUGGAGGAAAAAUGCAUCUGACUGAACUCCAAUAAGUGCUCAGAUGACCCUGUCUACUGACUGACUUCUUUAUAAAGGAAAAUUUCAAACCUCUGAAGACAGAGGAAGGCACAUAAAAAUAACUCCUUUUUUUGGAGUUGUUAGUUGAAGUCAGAAGGGAAAAACUUGAAGCUUAAAUGUCCUGUGUUCUCUGUUUUAGCACACAGCUACCUCAAGUGAUGACUAAAUCUGACUGUAAGCAGAUCGAAGCCUUUUGUCUCAGCCCCCUUCUUUAUGACUCAAGUGUCACUGAUGGAAAAGCUCCUAAUUUUAACAGCAUUGUUCAAUGUUGUGGAAAUUUUGUGGAAUUUGAGGUUGAAUCAUUACGGAAAAUGAAAGUGGUGUUGAAAGUGAUCCAUGUGAGUAAUCGCUGACAUGUGCUACUCUCAUUGUAAAAACUGAAUCAACUAAAAAAACAUCAUUGUAAGGUGAAGGACAUGUGAUGGUCGGUCAAUGACUAGAGUGCAGUAUUAUUAUGUGGUGAACAUAGAGUUUUUGUUUCUAACUGUGGGGUGCACGCAACUACGUGUGUCAUCUUCAAUUACGAAAGUGAGUUUCCAUUUCAUAAGGAGCAAAAAAGGACUCAUAUGCCAUGGUCAGACUAUUUGAAUCUAAUCCCUAGGGGCCAAAAUUAAGGGUAAAGCUGGGCUUAGGGACUUCACUUCACUUAGUGCAUUUUCUUUCAGUAAGGCACAAGAUUUCUGUGUUUUUUUUUUUUUUCUUUUCAAAUUUAAGUUGACAGGGAGCACUUUCUGCCGCUACAGAUAAUGCAUCAUUAUUCAGCUAACAUAUAUUUUUCAAUGUUUGUUUGUAUGGGAACAAAUAUGAAGGAGGUAAACCAAUGCCAGACACUAUAGCACUUGUAGCCUAGGCUGUUUUUACUUACACCUGUCCUGAGAUAAACCUUAAAAAUACUUAAAAAUAAGCAGCAAAUACACAAGUGACAGUACACAUCAAACUCAACAAUAUGACUGGUACAAGAUGCAAAAUAUCAUAAAUGUUGCUAAAUAUUAGGUAUUAAGAUGAAGUUAAUUCCUCACACAUGCAGGGUCUAGAAAACACACUAUUGUUUGCAUUAAAAUUAUUCUUCUCUGAGCAAGUUAGUUGCAAAAAUUACUUCUCCUAACUGAUGAUCCAUGCUCAAACAGUUUUGUGCACUUUUUUAUUGUGUGUUAGGGCUGGGCAAUAUAUCAAGGCUAGAUAUGUGGAUAUAUUUUUACAUAAGAUAAGACAAUUUAGUUUAUAUAAGGGCUGUCAAGAUUAGUCAAGUUAAUUGCACUUAAAUCAAAGCCUACAAUCACUUCACUUUUUUAAUCAUGAUUAAUCACAUGCCUUAUUGUCCCUUUCACUACAUGUCAGUUAAGGCAUGCCAAAUUCUACCUGCAGCCACAAUGGGGUAAAAUAAGUCCACCACUGAAGUAUUAAUUUUGGCAGCUAUUUUUAAUUUCAUGGUAAAUCAUGGUAGUGUGUUGUCUGCACUCUGCCAAACCUGGGGUCCCUGCUUUCUACAGCUG